Cotesia congregata is the source of this 408-nucleotide messenger RNA. NCBI's taxonomy places the organism in Eukaryota, Metazoa, Arthropoda, Insecta, Hymenoptera, Braconidae. The record is from the annotation of a GenBank genome assembly.
AUGCCAAGGCAGUAUAGCCAGAUGGCAAAAGUAUACAAAAAGAGUUAUAAUAAAGUACACUGUAUAAAUGGAGUAUCAAAACGUUUAAAGCACUCGAAAUAUGGAUUAUUUGCAGACGACAAAUGUGCCUACCUGCAUUUUGAACUUUUUAAAUUGGAAGUAGCUGCUUUUCAUAUACAGUCUGAUGCCCAGGUUGUUAUUGAUUGGGCUCACGAAACUGGUCUUGAAAUAAAUUAUACAAAGACCAAAGUCAUGAUCCUAGGAAGCAAACUUAAACUUAAACUAUUAAAAAACUGUGAGCUUCCACAAAUCAUCGUCGAUGGACACAUUAUCCCUUACGUCUCUACAACUAAACAUCUUGGUCCUCAUUUAUCAAAUGAUCUUUCAUGGGAUACUCAUGUCGCUUAG